AUGACCGCUGAGGAGGGAUGCUCUCCUACCCCUUCGGAUAACACCGUGGUGCCCCCGGGAACCCCAAAGAAAAUCGAGGAAGGGAACAUGCCCGUCAGGAGGGGCUCCGCCUCCUCGUCUGGUGGAGGCCCUGGCGGUGGGAUGCAGGCCGCGUCGGCGAGUGAGGUUGCGAGCCGUGAAUCUGACCUUGACGACCGCACUCUUUCACUAAAGGUGAUGGUGGGGAUCGGUCGGGUGUGCGUAUUUCGCGUUGGAGGGGUGGAGGAGACGUGCAGGACGGACGAAGUGGCCGUGCCGCGAUGGGAGUUCCUCGUGGGAGACAAGCCUCACGAGCACUAUGAUGAACUCAUGAAAUUGAGACCCCCCAUGCAGCAAAUCGCUUCCAUAGAAGACAGCAGCGCGGCUGGAACAGUCGUCGUCAGCAGCGAAACAGCCGAGGCGGUUGAAGACAGCUUCGAACUUCUUGAGGUGGGCCAGGGCUUCCAGGUCGGUGCGCUAACGCGCAAGCUGGAGGCAUUCCAGGAAACCCACGGUCUGCCUGGCGCAUCAACGGGCACCCGCGGCCAUGCAUCUCAGACGAGGGUCGCGACCAUCCUCCGCGCCCACCUGCCGGACUGCGUGAGGGACCGCAUAGAGGCCGGGCACGCGGACUUCAUAAACGAGGUCAGGAGGCUCACCGUCCUGUUCCUGGGCUUCCCCAGCCUGACGGAGCCCAAGAGGCCCACGCCGGAGCACCCCGAGGUGGCGGGGGGUGUGGGGGACGUCCAGCGGGUGGUGGAGGUGGUGCAGAGGCACAUGAGGCAGUACGACGGGUCGUUCCUGCAGUUCAGGUGCGACGAGAAAGGCUUUCUGGCCAUAUGUGCGUUCGGCCUGCCCGGGCGCACCCACCACCAGAGGCCGGUGAGGGCCGUCAGGGCGGCCCUGAAGAUAGUGGACAACUUAAAGGAGGACGGGACGCAGACCUGCGUGGGGAUAACGACGGGGGACUUGCUGUGCGCGUGCGUGGGCAGCCCCGCGAGGUCGGAGUACACUGUCUUUGGGGAUCCCAUCAACAUGAGCGCCCGGCUGAUGUGCAAGGCGAAGAAGGGGAUGGGAAGCGUCCUCUGCGACCAGAAGACGUAUGACAGGGCUAAGGCGACUGCCAAGUUCGUGGCGCUCGAUCCCAUGCAGGUGAAGGGCAGCCCCGGGCCGGUGCUCGUGUACAAGGUGGAGCCAAUGGCGCCCAGGGGCACCGCAUUCGCAAGGAAUUCGUCCGACGAAGUUGAGGUGCCGCUCACCUGCAGAACUGUGGUGCGAAAGCCGCUGGUGGAGCGCGACGACGUCAUGGAGAUGAUGUGGAGCCGAAUAUCUGGCAUGAUGAGAGAGCAUCAGGGCGGGGUCGUUCUGAUCGAGGGAGCCGCAG
This is a messenger RNA of Ostreobium quekettii, 1402 nucleotides long. NCBI's taxonomy places the organism in Eukaryota, Viridiplantae, Chlorophyta, Ulvophyceae, Bryopsidales, Ostreobiaceae. The record is from the annotation of a GenBank genome assembly.